Molecule: messenger RNA, 1197 nt
Organism: Aedes aegypti (yellow fever mosquito)
Lineage: Eukaryota; Metazoa; Arthropoda; Insecta; Diptera; Culicidae
Product: inositol monophosphatase 2
Exons: 2
Coding region: 211-1050 (279 amino acids)
Biological process (GO): signal transduction; inositol metabolic process; phosphatidylinositol phosphate biosynthetic process
Molecular function (GO): inositol monophosphate 1-phosphatase activity
Source: RefSeq, a predicted model, not a curated record
ACAACCGUCUCCACAAUACGAACGUUCCCCUUUCUGUUUCCACACAUUCUUCGAAUCAUUGCUUGCAAAAAACCUGAAAUAAUCUUAUCAGUAGUUAGCCGCACACACCGUUACGUCAUCUCCGAUACCUGCUGCUCAACUAACUUACGAGUAGCAGCAAUUCGUGACCAUCAUCACCAACCAGUGUCAGUUUUCCGCCGCGCUUCGAAAAUGAAUGACCAGCAAAUUCAGGAAGCUUUUGAUCUCGCCCUGGCUCUGACCAAACAGUGCGGCCCCAUUGUGCUCGAAGGAUUCCGAAACUCGGCCAAGGACGUUGCCAGCAAGGGCCGGCACUGGGAUUUGGUCACCGAGUACGACCGACGAGUGGAGGAUGUGUUGAUUGAAGGACUGAAGAAACGCUUUCCGGAUCAUCGGAUGCUGGGCGAGGAGAGUGCCAGUGAAGCUAACAGAAAGGAAGCGCUGGACGACAGGCCAACGUGGAUUAUCGAUCCGAUCGAUGGGACGAUUAACUUCGUGCGGGGUGUGAAGUUUAUUGCCAUUUCGGUGGCCUUGGUCGUGGGAAAAGAACUGAAAAUUGGAAUUAUCUACAAUCCGUGCAUGGAUGAGAUGUACACGGCGAUUGCCGGACAGGGAACUUUUUUGAACGGCGAACGAGUUCGCGUCAGUGGCGUUGAUAAUCUCAAAGGUGCACUAAUUGGACAUGAAAUUUCCAUUGCCAGCUACAAGGCAGCUCGACCCCACAUCUUAGGCCGAGGAGAAGAACUAAUCAAAGAAUGCACCGGUCUGAGAGCAUUUGGAUCUGCAGCUCUAACUCUAGCCUACAUAUCCAGUGGCAACGUCGACGGCUACUGCAUCGAGUAUCUCAAACCGUGGGACAUCGCAGCCGGAGCGAUUCUUAUUCGGGAAGCGGGUGGCGUUGUUAUCAAUAUCGACGGAGGCGAGUACGAUAUUCUCAAACCGGACAUCAUUGCCGCCAGUAGCGAAAAGCUGGCACAGCGAAUGCUCGAAAUUGUUCGCCAGGUGAACGAGAAUGUUAAUCAAAAGCAAUAAAGGUUUACACUUAUAUUCUACUUUCAAAAAACCAGUGGUACUCAGUUUGUGAUCCGCGGAGCACUUUACUUUUUCUUUGACGAUUCUUUACAAAAUAUUUUGAGUUUUAUAUGUUAUUGCAUUAUAUACUUUAACAGCCGAUUAAAA